GCAGACCAAUUUGUCAUGGCGCCCGGGCUGUUAGGUUUAUACGCUCGCGGCCUUUUGGCAGCAGCGGCGACGGCUGCCCGGGUUCGCUGGGAAUCCAGCUCCGCCAGGGCUGUGAUCACCCCGUCCACUGUGGUGGGAAAGCGGGCACCGGAACCGACAAUGCGCUGGCAGGAGGACCCGGAUCCCGAGGACGAAAACCUCUAUGAGAAGAACCCAGACUCCCAUGGCUACGACAAGGACCCUGUUAUGGACCUAUGGAACAUGCGGGCUGUAUUCUUCUUUGGCUUCUCCAUUGUCUUGGUCUUUGGCACCACCUUCGUGGCUUAUCUGCCUGACUACAGGAUGCACGAGUGGGCCCGUCGGGAAGCUGAAAGGCUUGUAAAAUACCGAGAGGCCAAUGGCCUUCCUAUCAUGGAAUCCAACUGCUUUGACCCCAGCAAAAUCCAGCUGCCAGAGGAUGAGGACUGAAUGGAUGCCUAGUGAAGCUCAAGAAGCACCGCCUUCUCUACCCCCUGCUUGCCAUUCUGCCCUCUUCUCAGAGCACCUUAUUAAAGGGACUGAAAAUCUGA
This is a messenger RNA of Miniopterus natalensis, 569 nucleotides long. RefSeq names its product NADH:ubiquinone oxidoreductase subunit B11 (gene NDUFB11). NCBI's taxonomy places the organism in Eukaryota, Metazoa, Chordata, Mammalia, Chiroptera, Miniopteridae. The record is from RefSeq and is a predicted model, not a curated record. Gene Ontology annotation, cellular component: respiratory chain complex I.